Astrephomene gubernaculifera is the source of this 1501-nucleotide messenger RNA. The record is from the annotation of a GenBank genome assembly. NCBI's taxonomy places the organism in Eukaryota, Viridiplantae, Chlorophyta, Chlorophyceae, Chlamydomonadales, Astrephomenaceae.
GUACAGCGCAUUGUAAUGACGAAAUGUCUUUCACAGUAAUCUAGUUCGCGCAAAGCACACAUACUCCAUUUUAUGCGUUUUCGGUUUUCCAAACAAUAUCCUAAAGAUUGCGAGGCAACCCAUUCCUAGUUGCAUACCGUAUCGCCCUUGAAGACUAGCAAACCGUAUGGCAAUUACCAACAGAACAGGCGUAGCUGCAGCUUUACUUCCAAUCAUUCUCAAUCCAACAAGGACAAAUGCUCUGCAAGCUAGCUUUUCCUACUUGCCAAUUGCAACCGCUGCUGUGGGUGUACCCGCUGGCCUCCAAGCGCGCAUACAUAACUAUGAUGUGGCCGUGAUAGGACUAGGUGCUUUCGGCAGCUCGGCACUGUACCACAUAGCCCGGUCAGGCCUGAAGGUCAUCGGCAUAGAGCGACAUCGACCCGUGGGACAUGCAUUGGGGUCCUCACAUGGCGCCUCUCGCAUCAUUCGCCUCGCCUACUUUGAGGGGCUGCAGUACGGGCCUCUUCUGAAACGCAGCCUUCGUUUGUUCCUGGAGUUGCAAGACGAGCUUAUGGAACAACCGCUUGCCCACGGCAAACAGGCGCCGACUGCGUCCCCGGCUCCGCUCUUCCAGCGAACAGGCAUGCUAGAUGUGGGAUCGGUGUUUGAGAGGGCACUGGAGUCAGCAAGGGCUCAUGGGCUGCAGCACGAGAUCUUGACUGGGCCGGAGCUGACUAGGCGUUUCCCAGCCUACCGGGUUCCGGAGCACUGGCGGGCUCUCUACCAGCCAGAUGGCGGGGUACUUGCGCCUGAGAGGAUUGUACAGGCCCACGUGACCCUGGCGCAGCGGCUGGGAGCGGAGGUGGUGGUUGGUGAAACGGUGACAUCAUGGCACACGGAAGGAGAUUCCAACGACUCACCGGUUACGCUGACAACGGUGCCCACCUCGGACGUGGUUGCUGGAGAGGCCGGCAGUGGCGGUGGUGGUCGCACUAUAACGGCAGGGGCUGUGGUGAUGGCGCCGGGUCCGUGGAUUGGGCAAUUAGUCCCGGAGUUGCGGGACUUAUGCGUACCGGAACGCCAGGUGGUCGGGUGGUUUGACAUUGAAGCCUCCGCCCGACGCGACUUUACGCCCGAACGCUUCCCGGUGUUCGUGUUGGAGGAGAGCCCCGGCGGUACCGCCUACUACGGCUUCCCGGAGCACGGCGAACUUCCAGGCUUCAAGAUCGGCCUGUAUCACCAUCUACGACAAGACAUCCGGGAUCCGGCUGCUCUAGAUGCCGUACAGCGCACGGCAGAUGCUGCUGAUGAGGCUGCACUGCGAGCCGGCGUUGCUUCGUACUUCCCAGCGGCAGCCCGCGGGCGCCUGUUGUCAUCCAGCGCCUGCUUCUUCACCAACACGCCGGACGGCCACUUCCUAGUGGACCGCCACCCCUUACAUCCGCAGGUGAUCCUGUGCUCUGCCUGCUCCGGUCACGGAUUCAAGAUGAGCUCCGGCAUUGGGCAGCUCAUAGCCCGA